UUCAGUGUGCCUCUACCUCUAUAAUUAGUUAAUUCUUUAUAAUAAUAAACAUAAUGGAAGCAAGCUCAAAGUUUAAAGGGGAUGUGGACAAGACACAAAUACCGCCGCUAAAUCAAAAGCGUAUAUUAGCUUUUGUUAAUCAUUUUCUAAUAAGUACAUGCACUUUUCUCAACGAGUUCGCGUUAAAUUGCGAGACCAAAUUUGUGCAAUUGGAGCGUCAACUACAGCGCACCGAAGCUGCCUUAAUUAUAUUAGAAGCAAAGCUGGCCUCCAUUCCCUUGGAUAAAGAUGAGGGCACUGCCAUAAGCGCUACGACAGCUGUUGUAGAUGCACCCUUAGAAGAUGCCGUCGAGACGCCACCAGAGGAAGUUGAAGAGGAGCCCAUAAAAGGCGUGCGAGCAUGCGAAGAUGUUCGUUACAAGAAGUUCUUCAAAAUGCUGCAUGUGGGCGUGCCAGCGCCUGCCGUAAAACAAAAAAUGCUCUCAGAGGGUCUGCAACCACAAAUGCUAGAUAACCCCGAUGAAAUUCUCAUUGAUGGCAUCGCCGAGUAGGAAAAAAGAAGCUUGGAAAAGUUCAAAUAUCUUGUGAUUUUGUGAUAUAGCAUUUGUAAAUGCUACACUUUAAAAUUAAACACACAUUUGCUUAAAUUUACGUCUACAAAUUUGUUUUAUUUCCCACUUGUUGCACACCUCAUUUGGCAUGUAACAAAAGCAGUCCAUGUAAACAACUUAAAAACACUUCUGUAUAGAAAAGAGCGGGUCAUCUUUGUGAUCAACGGGCAGCUUAGAACUGAAUCAUCUGUCCCUUGCGCUUCUUGUCACCACCCAACUCGAAGUGCUUGCAACGCUUCAGAGGAGUCUGCUUGCGGAACUUGCAUUCGGUGCACUCCAUACGCAGCACAAUCUUUUUGGUAG
This is a messenger RNA of Drosophila sulfurigaster albostrigata, 914 nucleotides long. RefSeq names its product WASH complex subunit 3 (gene CCDC53). Gene Ontology annotation, biological process: exocytosis; actin filament polymerization. Gene Ontology annotation, cellular component: WASH complex. NCBI's taxonomy places the organism in Eukaryota, Metazoa, Arthropoda, Insecta, Diptera, Drosophilidae. The transcript is spliced from 2 exons. The record is from RefSeq and is a predicted model, not a curated record. The coding region runs from base 54 to 551 and encodes 165 amino acids.